UACUUGGGUAGGAGGGGUUCAAUUCCAAGUUGCACUCGCCUGAAUCCCCAUGAGACGGGGUGGCUGGAUAAAAAUAAGAAUUAACCCCUCUUCCGAUAGAACCCCUAAAAACCCUCGCAACAACCAGAGGGUAGAAUUUCUUGAGGUAUGAAGCGUGUGUCGAGGGGAUUAGGUUGUUGAUUGAAAUGGAAAGCAGGGUACUUAAGGUAACGCUCAAUCUUGCCCUCUGUGUUCAGUUCUUGAUACGGUUAGCAGGGAUGGAAUGCGUUUAGAUUUGUCGGAUCAUGGAUAGGAUCAGUUCUUUUACCCUGUAAUAGCUAAUGGAUCGGGUUAUUUAUAUUAGAGUUGGAUCCGUAGGAAAACUUGUGAUCUUGAGGUUGCCAAUGCUGGAUCUUCUUUCGUUGAUGAAAGCCUGUAAUUUGGGAUGCGAAAGGGAUUAAAGUCUCAUUUUUUUCGAGAGGCGAUAGGGUUUCAUUUGUUUCCAGUUGAGGAACUGAACAUCAGAAAAAAGACCAUUUGGCUCAGAAAAAGAUAAGACGAUUUUGCUUAUGUCCAUCACAACUUGCAUUUUAGGGGAUUCUUUAUAAUGAUGUGGAGAAAGCAGAGGCACAUGAGAAUGAGGUGAAUGAGAAUGGAGAUUCAGAUAUAGCGUCAUGGAAAGGUCAUACAGAAAUUGCAGCAUUAACUGAAAUAGUUUUCUGGAUGGAGGUUCAUCCUGCCACUAUGGUUGCUGCAGCUGAUGAAGAUGAUGCUGAUCUCGAUUUUCUGGAUGAUGAUUUGAGUGAUUAGUGAGAUGUGGGAAUGGCCAGGAGAGGAGUAUAGUCUGCAAACAGAUUCACAAAAUGAUUUCUCUCACUUUCUAUGGGAAGAAGUAAACACAAAUGAAGAUGAUUUGUCAUACAUGCUUGAGGAACAAACUCCUAUCAAGGAUUGUGCAGAUUUUGGCUACCAAGUAUCAGAUAUUGAAGAUAAUACCAACAAAGGUUUGGAGGAAAUUAGAGAAUCUUCACAACUCAAGAGGAGGCGCAUGUUGCAGUUCAUGUUGGAUUAUAAUGAUGAACAUAAGGUGACCCAAUCCAUGAAUCCACCACUGCAUUCCUGAGCGCCUGAGUCACGGGAUGGCUUCUCUUCAAGAAAAUUCUUGCAUUUUGUUCUUUCCAUAAAUUCCAAAAAAUGGUCAAGACUAACUGAUCCCAUCCUCUCCUGAAGCACCCUUUUUUAUUCUCAUCGAUCUACAUGACAUCCACAAGAAAAGUUGGGAUGAAGGAUGAUCUUUAAUUUUCAGGCAAAUCUUGAUCAUGAACCAAAUACUCUUGCUAUAAGAGCAAUGCAGGAACAAAUGGCUCGCUGUCUCAUCAGCUACACCAUAGAUGGAACACAAGUAAGAAACUUGCCAUCCCUCCCUUCUCAGAACAUCCACUGCAUGUAAUCAAUUUUUGAGCGCCAAAAAAGAGAAGAUUUUGAUUUUUCGGGUGCAUUCACUUUCCACAUGGCACUAUUAAUAUGGGCAGAGAACACCACCACUGUUAAUGAAAUGAUAAAAGGAUCUCAUUGAGUA
Molecule: messenger RNA, 1558 nt
Organism: Phoenix dactylifera (date palm)
Lineage: Eukaryota; Viridiplantae; Streptophyta; Magnoliopsida; Arecales; Arecaceae
Source: RefSeq, a predicted model, not a curated record